Molecule: messenger RNA, 3328 nt
Organism: Pecten maximus
Lineage: Eukaryota; Metazoa; Mollusca; Bivalvia; Pectinida; Pectinidae
Product: transmembrane protein 50B-like
Biological process (GO): protein targeting to vacuole; late endosome to vacuole transport via multivesicular body sorting pathway
Source: RefSeq, a predicted model, not a curated record
AUGAUUGUCAGUCAAUAGACAGUCUGACAUUUCUGAAUUUUGAGCUGUGUGGAAACAGUUUUUCUUUACUCCAUCAUGUCUGGGAUCCUCGAUAAUUGUCAGUUACCAAAGUGUGAUUGUAUCGAGCUUGGAGAAAGGCGGAAUGCCGUCGUUUCAAUUGUUGCAGGGGUAUUGUUCUUUGUUGGCUGGUGGUGUGCCAUAGAUGCUGCGGCCCUGGUACCAGACAAUGCUGAUUUUAACCAUGCUUAUCACACGUGUGGAGCCAUAGGCACUCUGGCAUUCUUUAUAAUCAAUUCUGUAUCAAAUGGACAAAUCCGAGGGGAGGCCUACACUACUGGAUGUAUAGGACAAACAGGUGCCCGUGUCUGGUUGUUCUUGGGAUUUCUCUUGUCCUUUGGAUCUCUCAUUGCCGCCUCAUGGAUUCUAUUUGGAUUUUAUGUUGUACAAGGUGAUCAACAAUAUCAAUGGCCAGGGAUAGCUAUCUUCCUGCAGAAUGCUCUGAUAUUUUUCAGUUCCUUGAUUUUCAAGUUUGGCCGAACUGAAGAUUUGUGGGGAUAGAAAACAACAAAAGAAUUAAGUACCAAUGCAAUAUUCCCGUUCAUCUAUAUCUACUUAAAUAUAAGGAUGACAAAAGACAAUAUUCAUUACAAAAGAGCAACUUAAAGAGCAAAAACACUGGAAAUGUUCUAUGGAGCAUAAGACUGAAAAUAUUCUAUGGGGCAUAACAUUGGAAAUGGUCAACAGAGCAUAACAUUGGAAAUGUUCUAAUUAUCAUUAACACUGGAAAUGGUCAACAGAGCAUAACAUUGGAAAUGGUCAACAGAGCAUAACACUAGUACUGGAAAUGUUCAACAGAGCAUAAACAGUGGAAAUGUUCUAUGGGAAAUAACAGUGAAAAUGUUCAACAGAGCAUAACACUUGUACUGGAGAUGUUGAACAGAGCAUAACAUUGGAAAUGUUCUAAUUAUCAUAACACUGGAAAUUUUCAACAGAGCAUAACAUUAGAAAUGGUCAACAGAGCAUAACACUAGUACUGGAAAUGUUCAACAGAGCAUAAACAGUGGAAAUGUUCUAUGGGGAAUAACAGUGAAAAUGUUCAACAGAGCAUAACACUUGUACUUGAGAUGUUGAACAGAGCAUAACAUUGAAAAUGUUCUAAUUAUCAUAACACUGGAAAUGUUCAACAGAGCAUAUAUAACACUGGAAAUGUUCAACAGAGCAUAUACAACAUUGGAAAUGUUCAACAGAGAAUAACACUAGAAAUAAUAUACAGGGGAUAACACUGUAAAUGUUAAACAGAGUAUAACACUGGAAAUGUUCAACAGAGCACUACUGUUUACUCUAAGUAAGCUUGUAGAAUUUUUUUAGAAAUAUUUCUUGUGAGCUUCUUAUGAAUUGUGCCAUUUUAUAAUUCAAAUCCACCUUGGCAUAAAUUCUAGAAGUAUGUAUUUUAGAAAAACCAAAUUGUUAGAAGGGUAUCAUUGGAAUUUCCUUUACUAUUAAUGGUAUGCUAAAAAUCUUGUUGACAAAGGGAAAUAACUCUAUUAUAUGAGAAUGUAAGUGCUACUGUUUUAUACCUGCAGUUUGGGUAUGUAUUCAGUUAAAUAAAUCGACGUUUUUCGAAGGGAAAACUCCAUUGUUGAUAGAAUAACUAAGAUAUACAGUUAACUGUGAAAAAAAGAUGUUGAAUAAAAAAAAUGAAUAAAAAGGUGAUUUUUACUUAAUAUUUUAUAUGUUAACAUGGAGGAACUGUUCUCGCAUCUCUUCAUAUACAUUAUGUAUAUAUAUCAUUAUAGAUGAAGUAUUUUGUAUAUUUCAUUUCAUGAAGCAAUUUCAUAUUUUAGCAAUCAACUAUUGUAAACUUGUGUAACAAUAAGGCUUGAUUAUUUAUAGAACUUUGAUGAUAUUGUUUAAAUCAGUUUUUUGUGAACAAGUACAGAUUUGGUGAUAUUAUUUAAAUCAAAUUGUUUUUGUGAACAGGUAUUGCAUACCUGUCAUAUUUCUGUUAACUUUAUUGAAGUAACGUAUAUGUGUGCGUAAAAACUGUGCAUCCAACACGGAGAUUCAUUUAAUGGUCCGAUUUAUUGGAGAGCGUUAUUGAAGUAUUACGUUUGUGGAAAGUACAGAAAAAUCUGAACAGGUAGCACACCUGUGUGAAUUAUUAUCAGGGCAUCUAGUUGACUUUUGAGAGUACAUGUAUAUGGUUUGGACUCCCCAAAAUGAUAUAAUAUCUGACUCAUGUGGAAUUGAAGGGAUAUUUGACAUUUUUUGUCCCUUCAGAUUCCUGUGACCUAGCUAUGGUAGUUAUUUAAGUUCUGAAAUUGCUAAAAAAAUCAAGGGUCAACUUGAUGCCCUGUUUAAGAAAAACUAUUUUUAAUAAAAUUAUAUAUACAUUACCACUUACAUUUGUAAAGUUUUACAGUCAGAUUGUGGUCAUGUCAUUUCUUUUUCAUUUUCUUCUUUUAAAAUCAUCAGAGAAAUGGGUUAAAAGUCAACUGGAAAGAAGAAAUCUGAAAUGGAGUAUUAAAAUGGCUAUUCUGUAUAAUGAUAAUAUCGACCAUUUUAGGAAAGUUGAGAGGCACAAAAUGUAUGUAGUAAUAUAUUUCCUGAAGGCAGUUUUCAUGGAAACAGUUUGUUCCAGAAAUAGAGAUGAGAGAUAGGUCUGUAGAUAGAUAUUGAUCUGUUUUUAACAUCUAGUUACUUUGAAAAUCCAAGGGUUCCACUCGUACCUUUGCUGCUUCCUUGGUUAUGACAAAAUCAAAUCACUAUACACCAGCUUCAUUAUAAUAAAUGCUUAUUGCAUGGCUUUCCAUGAACAAUAAUCCCUGUAGUCUUUAAACAGAGGGUAUCAACAUUGUGAUUGGUCAGUUUUUCAUGGCCGUAACAAAUCAAACAGCUAUCUAUAAGCAUUUCAUUUGGCCACUUAUUCAAAGAGUCCAGGGAAAAUAAGGUGCAAGGAAAAUAAUUUUACAGGGAAAAUACAGUGAGAAUGGAACCCAUGGAUUUUGAAGGUGAAUUUUUAUAGACAUUGACUCCUAAUACAAUCAUGCUUUCUAGGUUCAAUAUGUAGGUCUCCGUCUGGUAGAAGUUCAUUCAUUUUUGGCUUGUUAUGCCUAGCAUUUGAUUAAAGGCCUUGUAAUCUGAUAGUCUGAGCGUAUUAUUUAAUUUAAUGUUUUCGUUAUAUAAUUAUAUUGUAAAAUAUUUAUGUGAUUGUAUACAAUACAUACAUAUGUGUUUAUUGUACAGCCUUGAGUAUACAUUGUUGCUUUGUAUAUAAAUUCAAUAUUUUAUGUAAUGAAAACGUGAAUAAAGUUAUUUGCCAAAACAG